Molecule: messenger RNA, 2311 nt
Organism: Spodoptera exigua (beet armyworm)
Lineage: Eukaryota; Metazoa; Arthropoda; Insecta; Lepidoptera; Noctuidae
Source: the annotation of a GenBank genome assembly
UAACAACCAAGGCGAGAACACAUAUUAGCACAGUGUAGAUAAAAUUGAAAACAUGAACACUACAGUUUUCUACGCAAUUCUGUGCCUACUUAUAUCCGUAAACAAUGCAGAAGUUCCAGAAAAAUACUUUCAAGAAAGAAGUGCAUUAUUAGCCGAAGAAAUAAACACAGCUGUUGGUGGAAAAAUAAACCUUAAUGAAAAUGAAACGAUAGCAAAUAAUAUAUUGAUGAAAUGGAAGAUGAAGGAACUCAAUGAUUCUAAUACGCAAAGGAUAAAUUUCGCCAAGCACUACUUUACUUAUAAGAAGGAUAUAGAAAAGUCGAAGGUUUAUAAGAUUAUUAAGAGGAUGCCGAAGGGCGGAUUGCUACACGUGCAUAGUACGCUGUUGUUGAAUGAAGAUGUUUUAAUGCAGUUUACAUAUGAAGAUAAUUUGUACGCCUGUUUCGCAAAUGGCGACUUGAGAUUUUAUUACUCGACAAAACUCCCUGAAUUUCCGUGUGCUACGAAAUGGGAGCUCGUCAGUGAUCUCAGAAACUCUUCUAGUAGUCCAGAAUCAUUUGAUUCUCAAUUGAAACAAUAUCUAACAAUAUACAAUGAAAAUGGAGUUGACUGUAACUAUGAAGAUAUGGACACAACUUGGAAGAAGUUUAGUAAAGUAGGCAAAACUAUGGGAUCUUUGAUUGGAAACAGGUCAAUUAGAGAAAGGUAUUGCUACGAAACACUGAAGCAAUUAUAUGAUGAUAACAUUAUGUACGCUGAGAUCCGGACAAGUCUAUACGGUGUACACGAACUAGACGGAUCACAACACAGCAAAGAAUACAUGGUCGAGCUAUACAAAAAUACGACAGAUAAGUUCAUUGAAACCCAUCCAGACUUUGUUGGAGUAAAACUAAUCAUAACACAAAGUAAACGUCAAUCUGAAAGUGUGGCAAUAGCUUUAAAUAUGACGAGGAGGUUAAAAAAAGAAAUGCCGGAUAUGAUAGCAGGGUUUGAUCUAGUUGGACAAGAGAACAAAGGGAAUCCAUUGACUGGAUAUCUUCCAAUACUAUAUGAGGCUAAGGAUGAACUAAAUUACUACUUCCACGCUGGAGAGACUCCGUUGUCAGGAACUGUAGUUGAUGAGAAUUUGGUGGACGCAAUACUUCUAGGCUCGAAGAGGAUAGGGCACGGGUACGCUUUGACGAAGCACCCGUCUCUGAUGUCAGCUGUGAUGAAGAAGGACAUUGCGUUGGAAGUGAAUGUGAUAUCAAACGUGGUGUUGUCUUUAGUGCACGAUGUUAGGAACCACCCCUUGGCUUCAUACCUGGCGAUGGGUGCGCCUGUAGUGCUGUCCAGCGACGAUCCUGGCGCUUGGAGCGCGGAGCCAGUGUCUCAUGACUUCUUCGUGGCGUUCAUGGGUGUGGCCAGUAAGCACGCGGACCUGAGGAUGUUGAAGCAGCUUGCUCUGAACUCUAUAACUUACAGUGCGCUGGACGAUGAAGUGGGAAUGAGAUUACCGGAGGCCCAAUCCUUCCCUUACACCAAUACCCAUCCAGACUUUGUUGGAGUAAAACUAAUCAUAACACAAAGUAAACGUCAAUCUGAAAGUGUGGCAAUAGCUUUAAAUAUGACGAGGAGGUUAAAAAAAGAAAUGCCGGAUAUGAUAGCAGGGUUUGAUCUAGUUGGACAAGAGAACAAAGGGAAUCCAUUGACUGGAUAUCUUCCAAUACUAUAUGAGGCUAAGGAUGAACUAAAUUACUACUUCCACGCUGGAGAGACUCCGUUGUCAGGAACUGUAGUUGAUGAGAAUUUGGUGGACGCAAUACUUCUAGGCUCGAAGAGGAUAGGGCACGGGUACGCUUUGACGAAGCACCCGUCUCUGAUGUCAGCUGUGAUGAAGAAGGACAUUGCGUUGGAAGUGAAUGUGAUAUCAAACGUGGUGUUGUCUUUAGUGCACGAUGUUAGGAACCACCCCUUGGCUUCAUACCUGGCGAUGGGUGCGCCUGUAGUGCUGUCCAGCGACGAUCCUGGCGCUUGGAGCGCGGAGCCAGUGUCUCAUGACUUCUUCGUGGCGUUCAUGGGUGUGGCCAGUAAGCACGCGGACCUGAGGAUGUUGAAGCAGCUUGCUCUGAACUCUAUAACUUACAGUGCGCUGGACGAUGAAGUGCGAAAGUUUACGAUCUUUGGAUGUUUACCAGUCAAUCACGCCAAAACGGCUGGACGGAUCUGGAUGAAAUUUGGCACAGGCAUAGUAUACACUCCGGAAAAGGACACAGGCUACUUUUUAUCAUCAUACUACUCGGGCGAAGACGCGGGCGGAAGCAAGCGUUAA